AAUGUCCAAAAAAAUAUUCAAAAAUAAUCUCAACAAAUUUAAAAGAAAGAUUAUAAACCCGAAUAUAUAUUAAAUUUCGAAAGAACUAAAAAAUCAAUAACAUCAAUAGAUUUUCAUCCAAAUAAUUCCCAAAUAGUAUUUUCCUGUAAGGACUCUCAUAUACAAAUCCAGGAUUUAAAUGAAACAAAUAAUCUUCCUUUAACAUUUCCAAAGUUCAAUCUCCAUAAAGGAAUUACAUAUUGUGUAAAAUACAACUAGAAAGGGAAUAUAUUAGCCACAUCAGGACAAGAUAGAAAAAUUAAUAUAUAUACAAAUGACAAUAAUGGGCAAGAAAAUUAAUAUUAGGACUACCAUAUAAUAAAAGCGCAUAGUGGUGGUGUUAGAAGUAUCGAAUUUUCAUUCAAUGAUGAAUUUUUAUUAUCUGCUUCUGAUGAUCGUACAUUGAAGUUAUGGCAUGGGAAUACCAGAAAGUAUUUAACUAGUUUUCUUGGACAUAAUAAUGUGGUCAGAAUGGGUGUUUUUUCACCUGAUGCGAGACUUAUAGGAUCUUGCUCGGAUGAUAGAAGUAUAAAAAUAUGGGAUUUAUAGAACUAGAAGUGUAUUUAUUCAAUAAAUAGUCACUCCGAUGUGGUAAAAUAAAGCUUUUUUAGCCCAGAUGGUACUUCUGUAGUAAGCUGCUCGUUUGAUAAAUCUAUAAAAAUACAUGAUUUGAGAUCUAGAAAAGUUAUUUAGAAUUAUUAAGGUGCACAUAGUGAGUAAAUUAAUUGUUUGUAAGUACAUCCUAGUGGACUUUUUUUAAGUUCUGGCGGUUCAGAUGGGAAAGUGAAGAUUUGGGAUAUGAGAAUGUGUAAGUAAACUUUCACAGUCUAUACUAGUGAUGAAGAAAUUUACGCUUUAAAUUAUAAUUAAGAUGGUAGUUGUUUUGCUACAGGAGGAAGUGAAAAAACUGUUAUUUUAUGGAAAAAUGAAUUUUUUGAAGAAUCUGAAUAAAAUAUGAUACCUUAAUAAAAAGGAUUUUUAUAGAAAAAAAAAAAAGGAUCAAGUGACAAAUUAGACGAUAAAGAUUAAUAAUAAUUUAAAGACGAAUUAGAUAAUAUUGAAGAAAAUGAAAAUGUUAUUACUUAGGCUUUGUAAGCUUCUUUGGAAUAUGUUAUGGCGAAAAUUGAUUGCCUUUAAUAAGAAUUUAAAUAUUCUUAAUGA
Molecule: messenger RNA, 1200 nt
Organism: Ichthyophthirius multifiliis
Lineage: Eukaryota; Ciliophora; Oligohymenophorea; Hymenostomatida
Product: WD repeat protein
Exons: 3
Molecular function (GO): protein binding
Source: RefSeq, a predicted model, not a curated record